AUGUUGAGAGUCAUCUCCCUUCUAUACGUGUUUGUAAUAGUCACACGCACAGGAUCAUCAGUAAUUAGCCAUGAUGAUGAAUGCUCAGCCUUGUUUCAGUUUAAGCAAAGCAUGACUCAUCAGGAUGAUCCAGCUUGUGCUGUUCUUGGGUUUCAAACAUUCCAAUCUUGGAAGCCCAGAAGCAAUGCAUCGGAUGCUGGUUUUGAUUGUUGUUCGUGGUAUGGGGUGGAGUGCAGCAACGACAAUGAGUCUGGUCAUGUGGUCGGCCUUGACUUGAGUGAAAGCUUUCUUUGCGGGCAUAUCAACUCUAAUAGCACCCUCUUCAGCCUUGUUCAUCUUCAGAAUCUCAACCUUUCACUUAACCACUUUUAUGAAUCUCAAAUCCCAUCUGAGAUUGCUCGUCUAAAGCAAUUGAGAAGUCUCAAUCUCUCUGAUUCUGGGUUUAUUGGCCGAAUCCCAAAUGAAAUCUCACAGCUGAUGCAGUUGUCUUCUUUAGAUCUAUCACAAAAUCCACUAAAGCUACAAAGUCCUAGUGGCUUCAAGGAUCUAGUGCAAAACAUGACAGGGCUCAAAGAACUCCAUCUCUCGGGGGUUGACAUUAGUUCUUCUGUACCUCAUUUAUUGACAAACUUUUCUUCUUUAAGAUCAAUCAAGCUAAAAAACUGCUCGCUUAGGAAUAAAUUUCCUGAAGCAAUAUUUCAGCUACCAAAGUUGAAAAUUCUUGACGUGGCAUCCAAUCCUAACCUCUUUGGUUCCUUUCAUGAAUUUCAUAACAACAGCUUACUUGAAUAUGUGAAUCUAGGUUUGACUGGCUUCUUUGGGAUUGUACCAAAUUCCAUAAGCAAACUAAAUCAUUUGAUAAUCUUGCGCCUUACCAAGUGCUCUUUCUCAGGGCGCAUUCCCGCUUCACUCUCUAACUUGACACAACUCACUUACUUAGGUUUAGGUAUGAAUAAGUUCAUAGGUUUGGUUCCUUCAUUGAUAAGUCAUUCGAAACUCAAUAUUUUGGAACUUACAGGUAACAAAUUCGAGAAGGGAUACUUGCCUAGUUGGCUUGGCAAGCUGACUACACUUAAUGAACUUUAUAUAGCUGAUAUGAACAUAAACGGUGAAAUCCCACCCUUUCUUGCAAACCUAACCAAACUUAGUGUGCUCCAAAUGGGAAAAAAUGUUCUUACAGGUCAUAUACCAUCCUCGUUGUUCAACAUCAGCCAACUAAGAAUUUUAAGCCUUCAAGAAAACCAAUUGCAAGGACCAAUUUCAAGCUCAUUUUCGAACUUCAAAAGUCUUCAACAUCUUCGUCUACAGUGGAACGAUUUCAGCGGUAAGGUAGACUUAGACAUGUUCCUACAACUUAAGAAGCUCGAAACUCUCACAUUGGGUUUUAACAGGAUAUCUUUAGUGGCUACCAAGAACUACUCGAAUAGCACCUUACCAGAAUUGAAAGAUGUAGAACUUCAAUCGUGCAACUUGAAGGAAUUCCCUUCAUUUUUGAGAUUCCAACAAAAAUUGAGGAUUUUACUUCUCGGACACAACAAAAUUCAUGGCAUGGUACCUGUGUGGAUAUUGAACAACAGCCAAGAAACGUUACAGCUGAUUAGCCUUUCGUACAACUCCAUCACUGGCUUUCAUCAGCAUCCUCAUUUUCUCCCAUGGAAACGUUUACAAGGAUUUUACAUCUCGUAUAAUCAGGUACAGGGGCAGCUACCACUUCCACCACAAACCACGGUUCUUUAUGGUGUCUCAAACAAUAAUCUGACUGGAGAAAUACCACCAUGGUUAUGUGAAUUGAAAUCUCUACGAGAGUUGGAUUUGUCUUCUAAUAACAUGAGUGGAACACUUCCUUCAUGUUUAGGCAGCUUAAGCAAUUCGUUGGUGGAAUUAAAUUUGAGACGAAAUAAUUUUCAUGGCAUAAUGAUGAAUGCAUUUAGGCAUGGAAGCCUGUUGGAAAGUAUUGAUUUGAGUGAGAAUAGAUUUGUGGGUCAGCUACCACGAUCACUGACAAAUUGUACCAAUCUAGAGGUUCUCUCUCUUGGAGACAACUCGUUCGAUGACAUUUUUCCUUCUUGGUUGGGAAUUCUCCCCAAGCUUCAAGUUCUUGUUUUGCGGUCCAACAAAUUUCAUGGUCCAAUUCAAGGUUCAACAACUGCUUGCUCACAGUUCCCUAAGUUGCGGAUCAUAGACCUUUCUAACAACCGUUUUAGUGGUCGAUUGCACCAUAAGUUCUUCCACACGUGUUUAGCUAUGAAAUCAAUUGGAGAAUCAUUUGUUCUGGAAACAACAAUGUCCUUCAGCUCAUUCAACACAAAGUCGCCAUACACGAUGACAUUAAUAUACAAAGGUGUCAAAAGAGAGUACGAAGAGAUUUUAACCAUAUUCACUGCUGUUGAUCUCUCUUGCAACGAUUUUGAAGGAGAAAUCCCGCUAUCACUCCAAGAUCUUCAAGGGAUUGAAUCACUCAAUCUUUCCAACAAUCAUUUUACCGGGCAUAUCUUUCCAUCGUUAGGGUACCUGAAGAAUCUUGAAUCAUUGGAUCUCUCCCAAAACGAGCUAUCCGGAGAAAUUCCUCAACAGUUGGUGCAACUAGGCUUUCUUUCCAUUUUCAACGUGUCAAUGAACCAUCUUGAUGGACGCAUACCCCAAGGGAAACAAUUUGAUACAUUUGACUACAGCUCCUACAAGGGGAAUCCAUGGUUGUGUGGACAUCCUUUAUCUAAGGAAUGUCAAGAUUCGAAGGCAUCAAUACUUCCACCAGCAAGCAAUACAUCUGAGGCUGUUUCUCUCCUCCCAAGCGAAAGAAUUGAUUGGAUCAUCAUAUUCUGUGGAUUUGGAAGCGGGAUGGUUGUUGGCAUUGUUUUUGGAAACGUUCUAUAUACAAAGUAUUAUGAUAGGUUCAGAAAGAGGAAGGACAGAUGGGUAAGGCCACUUCGUAACACGAGGAGAAACGAAGGUACAAGGUUUUCUGACAUGCAUGUUUUAUGA
Molecule: messenger RNA, 2982 nt
Organism: Lactuca saligna
Lineage: Eukaryota; Viridiplantae; Streptophyta; Magnoliopsida; Asterales; Asteraceae
Source: the annotation of a GenBank genome assembly